CUCCAGAGUCAGGAAAUUCCACGCAGAAAAAGAAAAGCGAGGCGCGGUUUUUAUUUCUCUCUUCAACUUUGGUUCUUUAGAAUACACUACUAGAAUUAUCCUUCAAUAUCAUGGGACAGACACUUUCUGAGCCAAUAGUUGAAAAGACCUCACACAAGGAGAAGAACAAGGAACUCAUGUAUGGUGUUUCUUGCAUGCAAGGGUGGCGUUUGACUAUGGAAGAUGCGCAUACAACCCUUUUGAAACUCGAAGACUCCGAUACAAGUUUCUUUGGCGUGUAUGAUGGACACGGAGGAUCGACGAUUGCUCAAUAUACAGGACAAGCAUUGCAUUUGAAAUUACACGAGAGUGAACAUUUCAAGAAAAAGGAGUAUAAAGAAGCCUUGAAAGAUGCGUAUUUGUCGUUGGACAAAGAGCUGAAAGAAGACCAAAACUUUGCUUAUGACCCUUCUGGAUGUACAGCUGUUUCUGUGCUUGUGACACCCGAUAAGAAACUGUAUUGUGCCAAUGCUGGGGAUUCCCGAGCAAUUAUCAGCGUCAAGGGCAAGAGCAAGGCUUUGUCUUAUGAUCAUAAACCCGUGGAUCCGUUGGAGUCGGAGCGUAUCAUUUCAGCUGGCGGUUUCGUGGAAUACGGGCGUGUGAAUGGAAAUCUGGCUCUUUCGCGUGCCAUUGGCGAUUUCGAAUUCAAGCAAAGUGAAGAUCUUCCUGCUGAAGAGCAGAUCGUUACAUGUAAUCCCGACAUCAUUGAGCAUGUGAUCACGGACGACGACGAAUUCUUCGUUUUGGCUUGUGACGGUAUCUGGGAUUGUAUGACGAAUCAACAAGUGGUCGAUUUCAUUUGCAAUGAAAUUAUCAAGCGUACUCCGUUGGACGAGAUCUGCGAAUCUGCCAUGGAUCACUGUUUGGCACCGGACAGUGGGGUUGGCAAUGUGGGAUGCGAUAACAUGUCUAUCAUGAUCAUUGCUAUGCUUAACGGCAAGACCGAGGAUGAAUGGUACGAUUGGAUGAUCGAACGCAUAUCGAAGAACAAAAAGACGGACGCUUUGGGCAACACGAUUUCCUCCGAAUCUGAAAACGAAGAAGGUCAAGACGCCAAGGAGAACGAUUUAAAAGAUACGAAUAAGGAAGACAAGAAAGACGAAGGCGGCGACAGCAAGCUCCGUGAAGAGACUCCAAAACGAUUCGAAGUCUUGGAAAAGCUAUCUGAUACCGAUAAUGAUGAUGGAACGACUCCCUCCACGCUUAUCAAUGCAGCAUCGGACGACACUGUAAAUGACAACAAGAACUAAUCAUCGAGAUGAAUGUUGAUAUUUUACCACUUCCCGUUCGCCAAAGAACGAACGGCUGACAGUAAUCUUUCUUCUUUUUUCGUUGUAUUUAUUUUCUUACUUUUUCUUUUUCUUCUGUCUCUUUUUCUCUUUUUCUCUUUUUUUUCUUUUCUCCUCUUUUUUCUUUUUAACUGUUUCCCAUGGUUGAUUAUCAUUCGUCAUGAU
Molecule: messenger RNA, 1493 nt
Organism: Radiomyces spectabilis
Lineage: Eukaryota; Fungi; Mucoromycota; Mucoromycetes; Mucorales; Radiomycetaceae
Product: phosphatase 2C-like domain-containing protein
Exons: 8
Coding region: 111-1289 (392 amino acids)
Biological process (GO): protein dephosphorylation
Molecular function (GO): cation binding; protein serine/threonine phosphatase activity
Source: RefSeq, a predicted model, not a curated record